AUGUCCUCCGAGUUCCCCCUCCUCGAGGGGCAGGGGCUCUAUGCCUCCGACAUCAUCGGUGACGGUGAUUGUCUCUUUCGCAGCUUCAGCGACCAGCUGUACGGUCAUCAAGAUCGCGCAACAACCAUCCGUCUCCGUACAACAUCCUACAUGCGUCGCCACUCCUCCUACUUCAAACUCUUCCUCUCCGUACCCCCUCCCACCCGCAAAACCCGUUCCUCAUCCUCCACGACCCUCCCAAACGAAGACACCAUCGACCGAGUAUUCCAAGAUCAUAUUAAAAGAAUGGAAAAACCCGGCGUAUACGGCGAUAACCUCGAAAUAGUAGCCUUCGCAAGAUGUUACGGUGUAGAUGUCAAAAUCUACCAACGAGAGUUCGCUUAUUUAGUCUCUGGUGAAAGAGAUGUCGGUGAGGAAUCUGAUGAUGAUGGUGGGAAUUCGAUGUUGGGAAAGGAGGAACCGGUUGUGGGUGAGAGGAAGGUGAUGCAUAUUGCUUAUCAUGAUUGGGAACAUUAUUCCAGUGUGAGGAAUAUUGAUGGUCCGCAUAAGGGACUUCCUAAUGUUAGUCCGAAACCUUUGACCGAGGAAGGGAGGCAGAAACAGCAGAAGGUUUUGGAAGAAGGUGUGGUUAUUAUGCCCUGGAUGGAGGAUGUGGUCGAGAAGAGUCUUCCGGGUGAUUGCGUGGUUACUAAACAGAAGAUCAGAGAGGCAUUGGAGAAGAGUAAAGGAGACGUCGGUCUGGCAGUUAGUAAAUUACUCGAUGCAGCUGAAGCAGACGCCGAAGCCGAAGCCGAUAUAGACGCAGAAGGAGAAAAAGUGGCAUCAAAAGAAAAAGAAGAAGAAGAAGAUACAGGCCUAAAAAAGCCAAUAAACGAAGACAAUAGACCGAAGAAAAAGCCACCGCCAUACGCAAGGCAAACAGGAAAUAAACCAAAACGGGAAACCGCACGGGAACGGAAAGAACGGCAGCAGAAAGAGAAAAUAGAGAAAAAGAAAGCUAAAGCUAACGGCGGUAGUGGUUCUGGCGUUACUUCGGGUAAGGACUCGAAGGGGUCUGCUGCCACCGCUACGUCGGCUAAUACACCGAUGUCGUCGGGCGAGGGUAUCAAGACCCUACAUGUAUAA
Orbilia oligospora ATCC 24927 is the source of this 1125-nucleotide messenger RNA. RefSeq lists its product as uncharacterized. The record is from RefSeq and is a predicted model, not a curated record. The transcript is spliced from 2 exons. Gene Ontology annotation, molecular function: cysteine-type deubiquitinase activity. Bases 1 to 1125 code for a protein of 374 amino acids. Lineage: Eukaryota; Fungi; Ascomycota; Orbiliomycetes; Orbiliales; Orbiliaceae. Gene Ontology annotation, biological process: protein deubiquitination.